Molecule: messenger RNA, 755 nt
Organism: Pyrus x bretschneideri (Chinese white pear)
Lineage: Eukaryota; Viridiplantae; Streptophyta; Magnoliopsida; Rosales; Rosaceae
Product: 60S ribosomal protein L23
Exons: 4
Coding region: 144-566 (140 amino acids)
Biological process (GO): translation
Cellular component (GO): ribosome; cytosolic large ribosomal subunit
Molecular function (GO): structural constituent of ribosome; large ribosomal subunit rRNA binding
Source: RefSeq, a predicted model, not a curated record
UCUGGUAUUUUAACAAAAGAGUAUGGACCGAAUGGUAAUCUGACAAAGUGUUACCCGGCAGGAAACCCUACGCCGCUCUCUCUCUAUAUAUACAUCUCCUAAACCCUAAUCGCUCUCUCAGUCCCGUUUCCGCAGCAGCCAAGAUGUCGAAGCGAGGGCGUGGAGGGUCCGCUGGAAACAAGUUUAGGAUGUCACUGGGUCUUCCAGUGGCAGCCACUGUGAACUGUGCCGAUAACACCGGAGCUAAGAAUCUUUACAUCAUUUCCGUGAAGGGGAUCAAGGGUCGUUUGAACCGGUUGCCAUCUGCUUGCGUUGGUGACAUGGUCAUGGCCACUGUCAAGAAGGGAAAGCCUGACCUCAGGAAGAAGGUCCUGCCUGCUGUCAUCGUGAGGCAGCGCAAGCCAUGGCGCCGAAAGGAUGGUGUUUUCAUGUACUUUGAAGAUAAUGCUGGUGUUAUUGUGAAUCCGAAGGGAGAAAUGAAAGGGUCUGCUAUUACUGGUCCGAUCGGAAAGGAGUGUGCUGAUCUCUGGCCUAGGAUUGCAAGUGCUGCUAAUGCCAUCGUCUGAAUGUUACUCUCUGGGCUUUUGAAUAGGACAGAUAUAUGAUGAGUUGUGGUUGUUUUUGUUAUUAGAAGGCAGGUUUUUCCUGAAAUUUGACUAAAUUUUGUUUCAUCUUGUUGAUGUGUUGUGCAAACUUAAAUGGAUGUUGUUUUGUUCUAGAUAUUACUGUUAUGCUUAAUUUUCGGAGUUUAGAAA